AUGGGUUUUGCUUACUUAAUUCUACUGCCACUGUUAUCUGCAUUUUCUUUCAUUGGGGUUUCUCAAGGCCAACUCUCAGUGGGGUUCUAUGCCAACACAAGCCCAGAUGCCGAGUCAAUUGUCUCUACCGUUGUUCGAAAUGCUGCUCAAUCGAGCUCCAAAAUCCCUCCUGUCUUGCUCAGGCUCCAUUCCCAUGGAUGCAUAUGGUAUGAAUUCCAGGGCUGUGAUGGUUCAAUUCUGAUAGAAAACGGUCCAAAUGCUGAGAGACAUGCGUUUAGUCACCAGGGAGUUGGGGUAUAUGACGUGAUUGAGCAAGCCAAAGCUCAGCUCGAAGCUUCAUGUCCAGGAGUUGUUUCCUGUGCUGAUAUAGUCGCCUUAGCAGCUCGGGAUGCUAUAGUUUUGGCAAAUGGACCAUUGUAUGAUGUGCCAACAGGACGUAGAGAUGGGAGGGUUUCGGAUGUUUCUCUGGCAGUGAAUAUACCAGAUGUUAGUGACUCAAUCCAACAACUGAAGGCUAAGUUUCUGCAGAAAGGUCUGUAA
Molecule: messenger RNA, 540 nt
Organism: Hibiscus syriacus
Lineage: Eukaryota; Viridiplantae; Streptophyta; Magnoliopsida; Malvales; Malvaceae
Product: peroxidase 43-like
Exons: 3
Coding region: 1-540 (179 amino acids)
Biological process (GO): response to oxidative stress
Cellular component (GO): plasmodesma; plant-type cell wall
Molecular function (GO): peroxidase activity; heme binding
Source: RefSeq, a predicted model, not a curated record